Messenger RNA from Solanum lycopersicum (tomato), 929 nucleotides. Its product is annotated as endo-1,3;1,4-beta-D-glucanase-like. Gene Ontology annotation, molecular function: hydrolase activity. NCBI's taxonomy places the organism in Eukaryota, Viridiplantae, Streptophyta, Magnoliopsida, Solanales, Solanaceae. The record is from RefSeq and is a predicted model, not a curated record.
AUUAAUAUAGUAUUGUCUUUGACAUUUCCAAAGAAACAUAUUUUUUGAGCAAAAAUGGCAGGAGCACAAUGUAUGAAGAAUCCACCAACCCUCAACUCAGCUUCUGGAGUUGGAGAUUUACAAGAGAUUGGAGGGCUUAGCAGCUAUGUUAGUGGAUCUAUUCAUUCCAAACUUGCAAUUCUUCUCAUUUCUGAUGUAUUUGGAUAUGAAGCGCCACUUUUGAGGAAGUUAGCUGAUAAAGUUGCAGCUUCAGGGUACUUGGUGGUUGUUCCUGAUUUCUUCUAUGGUGAACCUUUGGAUCGCGAGAAACAUGACGUACAGACAUGGCUCAAAGAUCAUGGCAUUGACAAAGGAUGUGAAGAUGCUAAAGUAGUGGUUGAAUCUUUGAAGAGUAAAGGUGUUUCCGCGAUAGGGGCAGCAGGCUUUUGCUGGGGAGGAAUGGUAGUUUCUAAAUUGGCGAAAUACGAGAGUACUAUUGAUGCUGCAGUUAUCUUGCAUCCUGGUCCUAUAACAGUUGAUGACAUAAAUGAGGUAAAAGUUCCAAUUGCAAUAUUAGCAGCUGAACAUGACCAUAUUUUCCCUCCUGACCAAGCAAAGCUACUAGGCAAUGCUUUAUCCGCGAAACCUGAGAUUGAAAGCUUUGUGAAGAUAUUUCCAGGGGUAGAGCAUGGAUGGACAGUUCGAUACAACGUUGAGGAUGAACCGGCUGUCAAAGCUGCAGAAGAAUCUCACACAGAUAUGUUAAACUGGUUUACUAAGUUCAUCAAGUGAAAACAAAGAAAGUACUAAAUUAAAACAUCAUUUUUCAGAUGAGGAGAUUGUCAUAAUUCCUCGAGGGAAGUGAAAAUAUGUCACAAUAAGUACACUGCAUUUUGCUGUUAUAAAGAUGAAAUCAAGAUUAUGGUUUUAGCUUAUGAUGUAUAUUUCUC